UCGCCCAGGUGCUAUUUAUACUCAAUAAUUACUUGGAAGACAGAUGUCAAAAAUCAAUACAUUUUUUGUGCAUGGGAGCUUGCAUUAUUUUAGAAAAUAAUACAGAAAUAUGCCUUCAAAAAAGAAAAAAUAUAAUGCAAGAUUUCCGGCGGGUCGAAUCAAAAAGAUAAUGCAAAGUGACGAAGAAGUAGGAAAAGUCGCUCAGGCUGUUCCAGUGAUAAUUUCUAGAACACUUGAAUUGUUUGUAGAAUCGCUGUUAACAAAGACAUUGAAAAUAACAAAUUCUCGGAAUGCUAAGACACUAUCACCAUCCCAUAUGAAACAGUGUAUAAUGUCGGAAAAUCAAUUUGAUUUUUUACGUGAACUAGUAAAAAAUAUACCAGAUAUUAGUGUUAAUGAAGAAUGUGGUAGUUUGAAUGACAGUAUGAUGCCAGUUUCACCGAGCUUAGAAAGUCCACCGCCAACAAUCCAACCACACACACCAAUCACUCCAAUACAACAAGAACCAUAUGAUUUAAGUAGACCGUCAACUAGCUGUGAAUUCAAUUUUCAAAAACACUUAACAUCAAUACAAUUACAAAAUCAACAACCUUUAGGAAUAGCAAUGUCAAAUGGUCAAUCGAGUCCAUUGAUUCGAAAUGGUAAUAAUAUUAGUAAUAAUCAACAACAGCAACAAUUAUUAGGCAUUAGCUCUUCUCCACCUGUUGUACCAAUACAAUCACCCUCAUCAUCAUCAUCACAUGGAAUUGAAAUUACGUGUAAAAAUUCAGUAAUAGCAAAAAUUUCAAUACCAACAUUGUCAACUGACAAUAAUUUAAGAGAAAAUAAUACCCCUGAAAUCGGUUUAGAAAAUCGUAAUGAUUUAAAAAGAUCAUGGGAAUCAAUGAGCCGUUUAAGACAUCAUACACAACCGCCUUUAAAAUGUACAACAACAACAAAUACUUCUGCAAAUACAACAAUACAAUCAAUAGUAUCAUCAUUAAAUCCAGCUGCAUCACUUUCAACUUUAUAUUCACCAUAUUCCAAAAAUAAUUCAACAACAAUAAAUGAAACAUCAUUAGAUUCAUCAUCUUCAACUCCCCCAAAAAUAUCUCGAUUAAAUUCUAUAAAUACACAACAGGAUCAACAGCAGCAAUCACAAAUAAUGACUUCUUUAAAAUUACCAAAAUUAUCAACUGCUAACAUAAAUAAUUCAUCGACAAUAGGCUCCAAAGAAGAUAUAGAAAUUUCACAAAAAUUAAGUACUGAAAUUAAUAAAAAACAAGAAAAUUCAAUGGUUAUACAAAAACCAAUAGUUAGCAUCGAUGAAAAUAUUUCUAAUAAGCCUAUUGUUAAUAUAGAUUAUAGUAAUUUAAAAUUAUUACAGUAUGAUGCGAAUAGUUCUAAAACGAUAUCAAAUACAGAUAAUAAAUUAAAUAAAACAAUUAAUAAAAAACCUGAAAUAACAAAUAGUCCAGUAAUAAAUAUAGAUUUAUCGAAAAUUGCUACACAACCGCCGACAAUCAAUUUCAAUUUUAGUAAUUUAUUAACGCCAGAUAAUGUAUCAAAUAAUUCAAAAAUAUUAUCAUCAACAACAGGAACAACAACAGCAACAACAACCUUAGAAUUAGAUGAAGACUAUGACAAUAUAUAAUAAAAAUAAUUAAUAAUAAAAUUAAUAUUUUUCCGUUAAAAAAAAAAAACAAGAAAAAGAAAUGUAAAAAAAUUUUAUAAUUGAUAUGUAAAUUUUAUGAAAAAAAAAACAAAAUUUUUUUAGUUCAAAGAAAAUAU
Messenger RNA from Condylostylus longicornis, 1770 nucleotides. RefSeq names its product rho GTPase-activating protein gacK (gene NC2alpha). Gene Ontology annotation, biological process: transcription by RNA polymerase II; positive regulation of transcription by RNA polymerase II; negative regulation of transcription by RNA polymerase II. The coding region runs from base 110 to 1633 and encodes 507 amino acids. The transcript has 4 exons. The record is from RefSeq and is a predicted model, not a curated record. Gene Ontology annotation, cellular component: nucleus; negative cofactor 2 complex. Gene Ontology annotation, molecular function: core promoter sequence-specific DNA binding; transcription corepressor activity; transcription coactivator activity. NCBI's taxonomy places the organism in Eukaryota, Metazoa, Arthropoda, Insecta, Diptera, Dolichopodidae.